Messenger RNA from Patiria miniata (bat star), 2033 nucleotides. Its product is annotated as retinol dehydrogenase 11-like. The transcript has 3 exons. Bases 112 to 753 code for a protein of 213 amino acids. NCBI's taxonomy places the organism in Eukaryota, Metazoa, Echinodermata, Asteroidea, Valvatida, Asterinidae. The record is from RefSeq and is a predicted model, not a curated record.
GCAACUCGGAGGUUGUGGUGCGCAAGCUGGAGCUAUCGAACCUGAAGUCAGUUAGGGACUUUGCUCAACAAAUUAAUGAAGAAGAGAAAAGACUUGACAUUCUAGUUAACAAUGCAGCAGCGAUCCGCGGCAACGGAGGAUAAUUUCGAUCUUGUCUUCGGCGUCAACCACUUCGGUCACUUCCUGCUGACCAACCUCCUCCUGGACCUGCUGAAGAAGAGCUCCCCCAGCCGGGUGGUCACCGUCUCCUCCGCCGCCCAUUAUUUCGCCGCCCAUUAUUUCGCCCCUGAGCCCAUGAAUCUGACCCACGAGGACCCAGCCGUGGCCAGUUUGCUGUAUCCUCACUUGGAGGGCUACGGCAUCAGCAAGGUGGCCAACAUUCAGUUUGGCCGGGAGCUUGCCAGGCGGGAAGUAUCUAGCGGUGUUGUCUCCGUCUCCCUGCAUCCAGGGACCAUCUAUACUCCAAUCAUAUGGAAAAACCUCAUGACCGCUGAAACAGACUUAGUGUGGAUAAAAACUCUUUACUACACACUGUCUCCUUUAAUGUGGCUGUUCUUCCUUGAUGAGGAAGCAGGUACCCAGACGACCCUUCACUGUGCCCUGGAUGACUCGAUACCUCAGCUCUCUGGCAGCUACUUUGACAACAGCCAGGUGAUGGCGCCCUCAGCGCUCGCUGAGGAUGACGAGCUGGCCCGGAGAUUGUGGCAAGUCAGCUGCGAAGCCACCAGCUUGGAAUGCACCUCAACAAAUUAAUGUUUAUUUCUGCCUCGUAGAAGACCCAUUCCAGGAAUAUCUAUCGGACCGGGCAAUGAAGAGUGCGCGCGCACAGACCAAUUUUGUCGUGACUUUUGGUGGGGUGGUGAUUGUGGAAUAUACUGAUAGGCCUACGUAUCUUAAUUCACCAAAAAAAAAUCUAUUCACAUUAAUUUCAUACAAAUGUUAGUCUAAAAUUUAAUAUAAGUUACAAGAAGCUUGGCCAAAAAUAAUAAAUAAUGCAUGCGAAAUUAUUUUAAUUCGACGAUAUAUAGCCAUAUGAAUUCAACCAUUGAGCACCGUUGACUUUAGAAUUGGUGCCAUUAGCACAAAUGUGUUUCAAUACACCACCAUACGAGUACCAUUUGAUGUUGUUUCAACCAUUGCGCAUCAUUGAUUUUACCAUUAAACAUCAAUAGUUUCCAUACAAAUCCAUACAAGUACUACUUAAUAUUGGGGUUUUUUUACCAUUGAUCACCAUUGUUUUUACCAUUACUGUAAUACCACUUAGCACCAAUGGUUUCCACACAAAACCAUACGAGUACCAUUUGAUAUUGAUUUUAACCACGGAGCACCAUUGAAUUUUACCAUUAGUACCACUUAGCACCAUGGUUGCCAUACACAAUCCAUACGGGUACCAUAUAAAUACUGAUAUUAACCAUUGAGCACCAUUGAUUCACCAUUGGUACCAAUUGGUUUCUAUACAAUACCAUACGAGUACCAUUUGAUAUUGUUUUAACCAUUGAGCAUUAUGGCUUUUACCAUUGGUUACCAAGCCUCACGAAUAUUAAUAAGGUUCCUAUCCAUUAUGGUGUGCAGUAAAAAUUUGCACUAUCGCCUCCUUCACGAGUUAUUAAUUAAUAAAUAUCACCCAUAAAUAUUACCGCUCUGUUUUAGCGUCACUGUACGUAAUCGGAUUAAGUUUGCUUAACAACGCUAGACGCAAAGCCUUCGCAACCACAAGGCUGCGUAGAUUGGAAAACCACACGUGUGGCCGAACGUACAGCGCAGCACGUCCACACAAGUGGAGCUAUGUUUAAAAAUGAUGAUCAUGAUGAUGAUGUACAUGCCCUAAUAGAUUACAUCAUAUUGUUGACUUUCCAGGUAUCACUGUUCUUAUGAUGCUUGUGAUGUGGCGAAUUAGGAAUUUAUAAGAACAGACAUUGGACAACUCAAAUCCAAACACAGGAAACUUAAACUCCGCUUCCAAAUAAUUUAAUACGACUACAGAAACUGGUACAGAAAGUCAUGACGGAGCCAACGCCCUGAAGCCAACUGCC